Molecule: messenger RNA, 1298 nt
Organism: Nerophis lumbriciformis (worm pipefish)
Lineage: Eukaryota; Metazoa; Chordata; Actinopteri; Syngnathiformes; Syngnathidae
Gene: irf7
Product: interferon regulatory factor 7
Biological process (GO): regulation of transcription by RNA polymerase II; immune system process
Cellular component (GO): nucleus
Molecular function (GO): RNA polymerase II cis-regulatory region sequence-specific DNA binding; protein binding; DNA-binding transcription factor activity, RNA polymerase II-specific
Source: RefSeq, a predicted model, not a curated record
ACUUGAGCCAGUGUGUCUAUAAAGUCACACCAGAAUGCCAAACAAAACCACAGAGUCAAUCUUUUGCGAAAUGCAACGUCCUGCCAAGCCGCUGUUUGCCGACUGGCUCAUCCAGCAAGUACAGACGGGUCGGUACGAGGGUCUGUGCUACGUCACUCCGAACAAGAUCCGAAUUCCCUGGAAGCACAACUCGCGGAAGGACUGCAAUGAUGUCGACACGCAACUAUUUCAUGACUGGGCGGUGGUCAGCGGUAAAAUCCAUGAGUUCCCUGACAAUAAGGCCAGAUGGAAAACCAACGUCCGCUGUAACCUCAACAACAUUACAUGUUUCAAAAUGAUUGAAGAUAACUCCAAGUCUACCAGUCCUCAUAAAAUCUAUGAGAUAAUCAACACUAAAGAAAACACAUUAACCCAAGACCCAAGUGAGGACCUUGACUGUGACCUGUACACGGCUGCCCCGCAGGAACACGUUGUCAAUAAUUCUAUGGUUGUAGAAUAUGGCAGCCAUCUGACAGGAUAUCAAAAUCCAGAUUGGCCUCCAUCUAUUAUUGAACUGGAAGUGUCCAUCUACUACAGAAAUAAACAAAUGCUUAAGACCAAAGUGAACCAAACCUGUCUACAACUCCACUACCUCCACGAGGCUCCUGAAACUACUACACUAAACUAUUCACUCCGUUUCCCCACCACUGAAGGCCUCCUUGACAAAAAACAGAUUAGGUACACUGAAAACAUCCUGGAGAGCAUCCAGAGAGGAAUCGUCCUUGAGGUGUGCCAGUCUGGCAUUUAUGCAACCAGGCAGGACAAUUGUCGAGUCUUUGCCAGCACUGACAACCCCAGCAUGGUUCCUGCACAGCCCAGAAUUCUACCCCAAAAUAAGACCGUGGAACUCUUCAGCUUUGAAAAAUUUGUAGCCGAACUGGAACAAUACCGUGAGAACAACGCAAGCUCUCCCAACUAUACCAUCACCAUGUGUUUUGGGGAAAAGUUUCCUGAUGGGAAACCACUGGAGAAGAAGCUUAUUUCUGUCCAGGUGGUCCCGCUGAUCCUCAAACAUUACUACGAGAUGGCCCAGAAAGAGGGAGCAUCUUCUCUUAACAGCACCAAUGUCAGCCUUCAAUUCUCUCACCUUAGCUUGUUUGAUUUUAUUGCAUCUAAACUCAGCCCGCCACCAACUGAGUUCCACCAAUAACAUUUUUUUUUAGCAUUUGAAAAUUAUAUUAAAGUUAAUAAAUGUACUUGUAUUGUGAAUGACUUCAUUUUUCAGUUACUCCUUAUCCAUAAAUGUUGCACACUUAAAA